Messenger RNA from Pogonomyrmex barbatus (red harvester ant), 1109 nucleotides. It is a transcript of the gene Nf-YB, whose product is annotated as nuclear factor Y-box B. Lineage: Eukaryota; Metazoa; Arthropoda; Insecta; Hymenoptera; Formicidae. Gene Ontology annotation, cellular component: CCAAT-binding factor complex; nucleus. Gene Ontology annotation, molecular function: DNA-binding transcription activator activity, RNA polymerase II-specific; protein heterodimerization activity; RNA polymerase II cis-regulatory region sequence-specific DNA binding. Gene Ontology annotation, biological process: regulation of transcription by RNA polymerase II. The record is from RefSeq and is a predicted model, not a curated record.
UCGUGAUCAUUUCUCUCCAUAUUGCGGUGCAUAGUAGGCCAUCUACGACGCGUUAACGUUGAUCAACUUAUACGCAAUCGAGGUUCUUACAGCGGCGUAAAAACAAAGUUUGGAAAGGUUAAAGGAGUGCAAUCUGAUCAAUUUACUUCACGCGCGAAUUAUAUCAAGGAUGGAAAACAGUGGAGAAAGUGGUGACGACGGUCCUCUAGGAUCGACAUUCCUGAGCGGUAACACCGUCGCUGCAUCCUACAUCGGCGUCCAGUCGGAUGACAUGGAAGACGAUCCCGAGAACACAGACGACUCCAAUCACGGCGCGGGAGAUCCUCUACAGAGCCCUGGGGUUUCCACUGGCGGUGGGCCGCUUCGUGAGCAGGAUCGCUUCUUGCCGAUAGCGAACGUUGCCAAAAUUAUGAAGAGAGCUAUUCCAGAGGCUGGAAAGAUAGCCAAGGAUGCGCGUGAGUGUGUUCAAGAGUGCGUGUCAGAGUUCAUUUCAUUUAUCACAUCAGAAGCGAGCGACAGAUGUCAUAUGGAGAAACGUAAAACUAUCAAUGGUGAGGACAUUUUGUUCGCCAUGACUACGCUCGGCUUCGACAAUUAUGUCGAGCCCCUGAAAGUGUAUCUGCAGAAAUAUCGUGAGGCGACAAAGGGCGACAACCCACCCAAUGCCGGAACGGCCACUGGCAAUGGAAAAACUGAACCACAGAGCAUGUAUGAGGAUCAGUUAUUUGCUAUUACUGCAACGGCAUCCAGUGUAACCACUUCCGAAUCGCCUGUUAUCUACAGUUAUGCCAAUGAGCAGAUGCAGUUUCAACUUUCCUGAUCAUUGGGAGUUAAAGUGAUAUUGAUAUAAGUAUUUAUCGUAUUUGUUCUGAGACAGAUUGUGUAAUCUGUGAAACAUGGGCAUGAAGAUGAUCGCGUACAGAUCCGAUCACGUGGAAAAGAAGAACGAUUUUCGCCUAGCAAUACGCAUAGUAAAGUAUCUUAAGUUUUAACAUUAAGAUUAUGAUCAUUACGUGAUUUGGUCGAGAUGACGAUGGCGUUGAUAAAAUUAAUCUUUGUAAAAAAGCCAACUUGUAAGCGUGAGCGUAAAUAAAUCAGAAAACUUCGCG